UUGAGCUGCCCAGGUCUGCAGCUAAUAGGCUAGUGCAUCUUAAGAGGACUUCAGAGAAACAUACUGUACAGGUCUGUGCGGCUUUCCUUCUCUCCGUCUCAAAAUCCUGUAUAUCUGAGAGAUACAAAGUAAUGGAGAGAGAACCACAGAAAAUCCGGGAAGGGUAUCUCGUUAAAAAGAGCAGUGUCUUCAACUCCUGGAAGGCGAUGUGGGUGGUACUGUUAGAGGACUGUUUGGAGUUCUAUAAGAAGAAAACAGACAAAAGCCCUAAAGGAAUGAUCCCUCUGAAAGAUGGAUCUGUCUCUAGUUCAGUCCAAGAUUUCGGUAAAAGGAUGUUUGUGUUUAAAUUCAGCACAGUAAAGCAGCAAGAUCAUUUUUUUCAAGCCACUCAUCUUGAAGAAAGAGAUGCAUGGGUGCGAGACAUCAAAAGGGCAUUGCAGUGUAUACAGGGUGGCCAGAAAUUUACAAGAAAAUCCACCAGAAGAUCAAUUCGAUUGCCAGAAAAUGUCAACCUAGGUGCUUUGUAUCUCCGAAUGAAAGAUCCAGAUACUGGAAUAAAAGAAAUGAAGAUUGAAAAAGACAAAAAGAUCUACAAUUGCUGUUUUAAUGGCACCUGUGUCAUUGAUUGGCUGGUGUCUAAUAACACUGUACGCAAUCGACAAGAGGGAGCAAUGCUAUCAUCUGCCAUUUUGAAUGAGGGUUAUCUGCAGCCUGCUGGGGAUUUAUCCAAAAAUGGUGCUGAAGGAUUGGCAGAAACGACUUUUCUUGAUGACCCAGAAGCUUAUUAUUAUUUUUCUGACAGUGGGUUUUACUGUGAAGGAAAUUCCAGUGAUGAUGACGUGAUCCUUAAGGAGGAGUUUCGUGGAGCAGUAGUGAAACAGGGAUGUCUUCUGAAGCAGGGUCAUCGUCGUAAAAACUGGAAAGUCCGAAAAUUUGUUCUGAGAGAUGAUCCUGCAUAUUUGCACUACUUUGAUCCAAGUGGGGGAGAAGAACCCCUUGGAGCAAUUCACCUGCGAAGCUGUGUAGUAACUGCAGUAGAUGAUGUGCCUGAAGCUAGGAAAUACGAUGUGGAAGGUAACCUGUUUGAAAUCAUUACGUCAGAUGAAGUUCAUUAUUACCUCCAAGCAGCUACAUCAGCAGAACGUACAGAGUGGAUCAAAGCUAUUCAGAUAGUUGCUAAGACUGGAAAGUAGAUUCCACUACUAACAGCAAAUUUCAGAACCGAAUUUUCACUGAAAGCAUAAAUAGAUAUUUCUUAUUUGUUACUUUUAUUCAUAAACCUUCAUCUUUCACAGAUUCACUAAUUUACAUGUAGGAACCGGAUGACAUUGUAAAGGCAUGGUUAAUAACUUCUAUUUUAUUUUAUUUGCACUUUGAAACUUGUUGUUAUUGUUGUUCUGAUCAGAAUUCUUAUUAAAGUUUCUAAAGCCCCACA
This is a messenger RNA of Protopterus annectens (West African lungfish), 1435 nucleotides long. RefSeq names its product pleckstrin (gene PLEK). Gene Ontology annotation, biological process: actin cytoskeleton organization; intracellular signal transduction. Gene Ontology annotation, cellular component: plasma membrane. Lineage: Eukaryota; Metazoa; Chordata; Ceratodontiformes; Protopteridae. The transcript has 9 exons. The coding region runs from base 132 to 1193 and encodes 353 amino acids. The record is from RefSeq and is a predicted model, not a curated record.